UUGGUUAAUUUCGAAUUUUUGUCAAGAAUUCCAUCUCGGAUUUAUGGAUUAACGCUAAUCGGCGUCGAAUGUCUGGUGCUAAAAUGACCAAGAAAAAAAAUUGUACUUCCAGUGGAUCUGUUUGGUUCGCUCGAUCCGAGUGAGAUCUGGGUACGAGGAUGCCAGAUGUUUGUUGACGUCACGGCACGAGGCUUUUCACUUUCAAAACAUCAUGGCGACAGCUGUGAUAUUGAUGAACCCGGGAAAGUAUUCGCCGAUUUUUUCCCGUGAACGUCAUAAAGGAACCCCGGCCGAGCAUGAAAAUCAGCUUCAUGACACCUAAAGUACUUGGUAAAAGACGUUUGGCCGGAGCUUUCGGUGUUGAAGGCCCGAGAGCUCGACGAAAUAGUGAACCGAGAUUGGUACAGCUUCUGGGAUCUUUCGCGGAAGGUGUUGUUAGGAGAAGACGGUAUUUGUUGAAUUGUGAACACUUGAGACAUUCACUUCGUUCUGUAAGAACUUUUACGUCAUUGUUAGAUUAUUUUCAUCAUGCCAAAGAAAGAAGAAAAUUUAAAAUGGGCGUGCAAGUAUUGCACAUAUUCUAAUUGGCCUUGUUCUAUAAAAUGUACUUUGUGCUACGCUCCAAGGCCGCCGCAGGUUAUCACGCAAGAAGCGAGUAGACCGACAGGCGUAACAGAAGAUAUUUACGAGGCAGCUAGCAGCGACAGGAUUAUCUCUACUGAUCCGAUUAUUUGCUCAUCAAGCGACAAGAAAGCGCUGUCUCCACGACACGCCGAACAGACUGAAGAAAAUUCAAAAUGGACGUGUUCAUGUUGUACAUACGAAAACUGGCCUCGAUCGCUUCACUGCGCCAUGUGCCGGACGUCGAAGCACAAAUCAGGCAAGAAUGGAAGACACAUAGACCUAGGAAAUGGCAACAAGGAUACCUCUUCUCGAAGCGUUUCUCCAAAAUCACCGGGUUCUGUUGGUAACUACGGAAGGCUUGAUUCCAAAACAAUAAACAAUGAUAAGAAUCGCGCGCUGUUAAAAAAUCAUAAGUGGACCUGUCCACAAUGUACUUAUGAAAAUUGGCCAAAAACUGCCAAAUGUGCACUUUGUAAGUGUUUGAAACCAGCCAAAACAAAACAAGAAGAGAUCGUGAAGAAUGCAGGACUAGAUAAUAAUGCAAAAAGACCAUCCACUUCAAAAAGGAGGUCCCCCCCUUCAUCAGUCAGUGAGGCCACUUUAGAAAUCCAACCAAGCAGUCAGACUGGGGAAAAGAUCAUUUAUGACAUCCCAGCCUCAGAUGAUGUUAAUGAUAAUGAGGAGGUACUGCAAAUUCGCAAUUGUCUACAGGAUUCGGAUUGGUUGUGGUUGAGUGCUUGUAUAGGUGUUGUAGAAGGUGAUGUUUCAUCAGUGGAGAGCUAUUUAAACUCUGUCAGUGACCUUUCCAGACAGUUGACGAGAGAAGACUGUUUGGUGUUGAACCGACCAGGAGUCUUUGAAGUGGGACAUACACUAGUUCACUUGGCAUUUAAAUUUAAAAGAGAUGAACUCAUGACUAUAUUGCUUACUCCAGAAGUGACAAGCCAUCAUUUAAGACGUGUUCCUUGCAUUGCUUGCCCAGAACUAGCAGCAGACAUAAGGAAACAAAUGGGUCACACCAUUAGACAGCGUAAAGGUGACUGGCGCUGUUACUUUUUCACUGACCAGGUCACAUUUGUUUUACCAGCAGAUGUCCAGGACUUUCCAACAAGAGUACAGAGGCAAGUGUUUGAUGACAUUCUUGACAGGGAUGUUCAAAGAGUUUUAGAAAUGGAGUCUCCUGUUAUCAACUGGAGUGAAGAGAUCACUGAACAGCUAGGCAGUAGGAUCUAUCCCCUGUGGAAUCGUUCUGCUGGAGAUUGUCUUCUUGACUCAGUUCUUCAGGCUUCAUAUGGGGUGUUUGAUAGGGAUAACACAUUAAGAAGAGCAUUGUAUGACAGUUUAACUGAAGGAGGCUCCAGGUUUUUCAACAGGUACAAGGAGUGGGAAUCAAUGCAGGCAGAAACACUGCAGUACUCAUUGGAUGAAGACCAGUGGGAACAGGACUGGGCUUCCAUUCUCAGUCUUGCAGGUCAACCUGGUACGUCCUUGGAACAGACACAUGUGUUUGCUUUGGCACACAUUCUCCGCAGACCUGUCAUCAUCUACGGUGUGAAAUAUGUCAAGAGCUUUAGAGGGGAGGUGCUUGGGCUAGCUAGGUUUCAAGGUGUUUAUCUUCCUGUUUUAUGGGAACAGAGUUUCUGCUGGAAAAAUCCAUUAGUGCUGGGCUACACCAGAGGACAUUUCUCUGCCUUAGUUGCUAUGGAAACAGACAAUUCCAACGAGCUUGGUGCGGGAGCUAAUGUGGAUAGUAUAGAUAGUGUUCAUGUGACGUAUCUGCCCCUGGUUGACUAUGAAGGCAAACUGCUACCUGUUCACUUUCUGUCAGCAGAAGAGAGGGGCAGCGAAGAGCGUUUGUUGCGUGAGUGGCUAGACUGUUGUGUGACAGAGGGUGGGGUCCUUGUGGCACAGCAGAAGGUUACACCAAGACCUGCACUACUCAAUCAACUGAUUGAUGACUGGUUAGACCGUUACAGGAAGCUCAGCAAAACAAAGUGAUGUCUAUGUUAGAUCAUCAGAUACAACAUGUGCAAACAAUAUCAUAUAUUAUGUACACGUAGUGUUGGAUUACCAAUGCUAAAUUUAUACCUGCACAAUGUUAGUAGUCAUUUUCAAUGGCCUAUAGCAAGGAAAAAGGAUCCAGUCUCCUCUUGCAGGGAUUCAAAGUACACUGUUAUUUUGCCUGUAACCAAAGGUCAGCGUGACCUCAAAUUUUGCUUUUGUUUGCUGGUUGAAAUUUUAAUCCAAAUUACUGUAACUACCAGGUCAUUUUGACUAGCCCUUUCCUGACUACAAGUCUUCCUCUGCUAUGGAGCUCCUUCCUUCACUCGCUUAUGUGAAUCGAUUUACAGCCGUCAUGUUUUUCUACAUGUAAACUACAUUCAGACCGAACUGUUUGACUUUCUGCAUUUAGUGUAAUUAGUUCAAGAGGAUUUUGCCUGAAAUUGUAUGUUGGUUCUGUAGUUACAUGGGAGACCCAUUAUGAUACAAUAUAGAUUGUUAUAGAACUUAAACAAAUCGGUUCAGAUAUGCACCUUUGAAACGUUUAAAUUAAAACACCGAACUCUGCUUUUGGUUCAUUAACUGGACUUUAUUUGUGAGUCAGAGGUUAAAUAAACUGGACACUAGCACUUAGUGAGUUUGUGGUAACACUUCUUUUUUCUCGGCCUGCUUCACCCUUUUUUGCACCCAUCUUCUUUAGACUCCAUUAGAAAUGAUCCUAAACAUGUUUGUUACAGAGUAGUUCUUUGAUUAGGCACAGAAUAUCUUACAUGAGUAGGGUUUAAUUAAUAAUCAAAUCAUUAUAAUAGUUAAUGUUAUAAAAUCGCAAUAUAAUUAUUAUUGUUAUUAUUGACAUUGCAAUUUCAUUAUUAAAAUAUGUUUGAAGUUUAGACCAUAUUUGUAUUUGGUAACCCUACUUUUGUUAUUUGUCCAGCUAAUAUGAUGUUAAGAGUGAUUGAAAAUAUCCUAUCACUAAUUUGUGUAAUUUUUGUUGUUGUUGUGUGAAUCACUCAGAUUUUAGAUAUCUACAUGAGAAAAGAAGACUUGUCAUCCACGAUUCAAAGUUAGCUGAGUAUAUUCUCUAACUUGAGAAGUGUCCAUUUUAUUAGUCAAAUCAAAACAUGAAUGAUAAAAAAAUACGAAAUGUUUAAACUGAAUUUUAAGUUGAAUCAAUUUUGUUAGUCCCUACCCUCUUAUACUUAUGAAGAUUGAGUUUCCACACUAAAAUAUUCUUGAAGUGUUGAAAACAAAUGGUUGUCAUUUGUAAAUAUGGUCUUUUCAUCAAAACUUGUGCUUAUUGCAUUUGAAAUGUGUAUCAUUUAAUUUUCUAGGACAUUAAGGAAAUGAUUGUAUAAAAAGUAUUUUCAGCUAGGUUGUAUUAUCAAUUGCACAUUGUAUAUAGUUAUUUUUUCACAGGGUUAACUUACUGCUUGUGCUGUGCUGUCUUUUAGUCUUCUCUAUUUUUACUCUUGUAUUACUGAGAGUGAUAAAUGUACAAUUUCUCCUUAUAAUAUCAACAUAAUAUUUUGUUAAGAGGUAGUGAGAAAGAAGACGCAAAUCAACAUACAGGGACCGCGGAGACCAAUACAAACAAACGUUAAGGUCACUGUUAUCUUGCAUUUGCGCGCCAUCUGGAGCCCUAGAAAAUAAAUCCCAGCCCCUCCGCCUCCGCGGUCCCUGACUAAGGGGAUAGUGCUGAUGCAACACCAGAAGUACCAUUGAAAGAAUGUAUAAUGGAGUUGCUCGGGAGAAUUUAACUUGUUACCUUUAAGGUUCACUGUAACUGCUGGAUAACUUGACUGUGUUGAUGUUUUGUAUUUUUCCUGGUUUGUUCUGUUUGGAUUUUUUGGUUAUAGUGCUUGUGAAUUUCCAAACACAGCAAACUGUUGUUAAUAAAACACUCAACUCUUUGUG
Orbicella faveolata is the source of this 4539-nucleotide messenger RNA. Its product is annotated as ubiquitin thioesterase zranb1-B-like. Gene Ontology annotation, biological process: protein K33-linked deubiquitination; protein K29-linked deubiquitination; cytoskeleton organization. Gene Ontology annotation, molecular function: cysteine-type deubiquitinase activity; K63-linked polyubiquitin modification-dependent protein binding. NCBI's taxonomy places the organism in Eukaryota, Metazoa, Cnidaria, Anthozoa, Scleractinia, Merulinidae. Gene Ontology annotation, cellular component: nucleus; cytoplasm. The record is from RefSeq and is a predicted model, not a curated record.